ACCCCAUCCACCGCACCAACCCUCCAACACCUGCCCCCCCCCUCUCUACCGAUGAAUAGAGAGACCGCUGUCUCGGACACAACCAUAGGCGGCCACCAUGCCGCGUUCACUGCCGUCCGCAAGCCUGACCAAGAUGAUCGCGGCUACCGCCUGAUCACCCUCGAGGACAACUCGAUGGACUGUCUGGUGAUCUCGGACCCGUCGACGGACAAGUCGUCGGCAGCACUCGACGUUCACGUCGGGCACCUCUGCGAUCCCGACGAGGCCGCCGGACUGGCCCAUUUUUGCGAGCAUUUGUUGUUUAUGGGCACCACAAAGUAUCCCUCUGAGAAUGAUUACAGCCAGUACCUUUCCGAGCACGGGGGCUAUUCCAAUGCCUUCACCGGCGUCGAGAACACCAAUUACUACUUUGAGGUCGCCUCGGACCAUCUCGAGGGCGCCCUCGAUCGCUUUGCCCAGUUCUUCAUCUGCCCGCUUUUCACAGAGUCAUGCACAGACCGCGAGCUCAAGGCCGUCGACUCGGAACACAAGAAGAACUUGCAGAGCGAUACCUGGCGCACGUACCAGCUCGAGAAGGACCUGUCCAACCCCAAUCACCCGUACUGCAAGUUUGGAACCGGCAGCCUGGAGACUCUCAAGGAUAUCCCCGAGAACAAGGGCCUGGAUGUCCGAAAGCUGCUGCUUGACUUUCACAGCAAAUACUACUCGGCAAACAUUAUGAAGCUCGUUGUGCUGGGCAAAGAGCCCCUUGACACGCUUACCGAGUGGGUUGUUCGCAUGUUCUCGGACGUCCCGAGUCUGGGCAUCAAGCCGCCCGCGUUCCAGGGACAUCCCCUGACCGAAAACGAGCUCAUGAAACAAGUGCUCAUCAAGCCCGUGAAGGAGAUCCGUCACCUGGAGCUCGUCUUCCCCUUCCCGGAUCUAUCGGCCCACUACGAGUCGCAGCCGAGUGGCUACGGAUCUCAUUUGAUUGGACACGAGGCCGAGGGGUCGAUUCUGUCUCUGCUGAAACAGAAAGGUUGGGCGAACGCGCUGUCGGCCGGGUACUCUUCAGGUGGCAUCAACUUUGGCUUCUUCAAGAUCACUGUGGAUCUGACUGCCGAGGGGCAAGCCCACUACAACGAAGUGAUCGUGAUCAUAUUCCAGUAUAUCGACAUGAUCAAGAAGGCCGGCAUCCAGAAGUGGAUCUUCAACGAGUGCAAGUCGCUGUACAUGAUGCACUUCCGCUUCAAGGAGAAAAAGUCGCCUGCCAGCUACGCUUCGAAUGUUGCUCAACAGAUGCAUCAGUAUGCCAAAGAAGACAUUCUGUCGGGACCGUACCUGCUGACGAGAUACGAGCCAGAGAUGAUGCAGCAAUGUCUGUCGCACUUGCGGCCUGACAACUUUCGAGUCACGCUGGUUUCUCCCGAUUUCGACACUACGACAUUCGCGAAGGCCAAGUGGUACGGCACUGAGUACCUUGUCGAGCCCCUGAGCGAGAAGCUGAGGACCGAUCUGACAAAGCUGGAGCCCAACCCCGAUCUGCAUCUGCCGAGGAUGAACGAGUUUAUUCCUGAAUCCUUCGAUGUCGACAAGCUCGAAAAUGUAACGGUCCUCAAAGGUGCCCAGAUCAUCCUGGAAACCCCAUUGAUCCGAUUCUGGCACAAAAAGGAUGACACCUUCUGGGUGCCCAAGGGCAACGUGUGGUUUCACCUGCGCGCUCCGCUGAGCUAUGUCACUCCGCGAAUGUGCGUGCUCACCCGACUGUAUACGGACAUGCUGCGGGAUUCGCUGAACGAGCUGUCGUACUACGCGGAGGUGGCCGGACUCAGCUACGAUCUGGACAACAACACCGACGGCUUGGUGCUCGUCAUUGGUGGUUAUAACGACAAAAUCGGCAAGCUCCUUGAAAAGAUCGUCGAGAAGAUGUCCAAUUUGAAGAUCAACCCGACUCGAUUCAAGUCGGUGAAGGAGCAGCUGACUCGGCAGUACAAAAACUGGGACCUCGAGGCUCCCUAUCAGCACUCGGUCUACUAUUUGUCGUACGUCACCCAGGAAUGCCUGUGGACCAGCGCCGAGAAGCUCGCGGCGCUUGAAGAUGUCACCCCUGACGACGUUCAGAGCUUCUUCCCCAACCUGCUGAGCGAAGUGUUUAUCGAGGGCCUCUCGCACGGCAAUAUCAAGCGCCAGGAUGCCUUGAGGUUUGUGGACACAGUGCUGCAGGCUUUCCAGCCAAAGCCUCUGCCCGUGGCGUACCAAAUGAAGGCUAUGCGCACGCACAUCCUUCCCGAAGGCACUCUCCACAUCCAAGUGCGCGAGGUACCCAAUGCCGAUAACCCAAACUCGGCCAUCGAGUACUACCUGCAGUUUGGAGACUACGCCAACACCGCCACGCGGACCAAGGCCACGCUGCUCUCGCACAUCAUCAACGAGCCGUGCUUUGACCAGCUGCGAACCAAGGAGCAGCUGGGAUACAUGGUCUUCAGCGGCCUGCGCAACCAGACGAGCAUGACAGGACUGCGACUCAUCAUCCAGAGCGAAAAGCACCCCGCCUACCUCGAGUCGCGCAUCGAGGACUUUUUGACCAAGAUGAGGACUAUCCUAAGCGACCUCUCGGAGACGGCGUAUGCAACCCAUGUCCAGGCGGUGGUAUCCCGCCUGCUUGAGAAGGACAAGAACCUGGGCCAAGAAUCCAGCCGUGUGUGGACACAUGUGUCUUCGCAUUACUACAACUUCCGACAGAGCGAGCUCGACGCCGAGCAGGUCAAGGCCAUCCAGAAGGACGACCUGCUUGCCUUCUACGACCAAUACGUGCAUCCCGACUCGCCCUGCCGACGCAAGCUCAGCGUCCACGUCACCAGCAAGAAGGCAGCCAAGGCGGUCCUCGAGGCCGAGGCUGAGAGCAUCUUGGCCAAGAACGUGAUUCUGCAGCCCGAAGACGUUGCGAUGUUCAAGGGCUCGCUCGAGCUCUCCAGGAGCCCUGCGCCCGUGGCCCCCGUGGCCUCGUUUUUCGAUCUUGAUGGAUAAAAUGGACUGAUGAGUGAAUGAAAGCGAUUGAAGCAAUGAAUCAAACGGGCGCCAGCCCGGAGCGAUGGUCUCGCUCGCGGCCAUGGCUCAGUCUUCACAUGCUCGCCCAGGGGUUUUUGCUCAGUCGGUCUGGCCUGGUGCUCACGCGGACGGGGUGGCGGCCCUGUAUGCGGCGAGAUCUCAUCUCUUCAGCGGGUCUGCCGGUGGCUGCAGCUCGCCACGGAAGCCGGUGGCACUCAUGGAGUCAAGCCGCGGCCGCCAUGGACUCGGGCGACGAACCGCUGGGCCUGGAAGAUUGGCGGAUGCCAAGGAGGAAGGGGGGGGGUAGGACGAAGGAUGAGGAAACGGAUCAAGCGCCG
Molecule: messenger RNA, 3365 nt
Organism: Polychytrium aggregatum
Lineage: Eukaryota; Fungi; Chytridiomycota; Chytridiomycetes; Polychytriales
Product: Metalloenzyme, LuxS/M16 peptidase-like protein
Exons: 20
Coding region: 52-3006 (984 amino acids)
Biological process (GO): peptide catabolic process
Cellular component (GO): cytosol; mitochondrion
Molecular function (GO): metalloendopeptidase activity; metal ion binding
Source: RefSeq, a predicted model, not a curated record